Messenger RNA from Cydia splendana, 1308 nucleotides. RefSeq names its product tubulin polymerization-promoting protein homolog. Gene Ontology annotation, biological process: microtubule bundle formation; microtubule polymerization; positive regulation of protein polymerization. The record is from RefSeq and is a predicted model, not a curated record. Lineage: Eukaryota; Metazoa; Arthropoda; Insecta; Lepidoptera; Tortricidae. The coding region runs from base 109 to 714 and encodes 201 amino acids. Gene Ontology annotation, cellular component: microtubule. The transcript is spliced from 4 exons. Gene Ontology annotation, molecular function: tubulin binding.
UUUGGUUCAGUAUCAGUGCAGCCGCGGAAGACGCCGCGCCGUCCCUCCCGCUACGCACGGUCUAUGUGAUCUCAUUUCCUAUCUCAUAUCCAGACAUAUUUAUUCAGCAUGUCCGAAGCGAAGGCCCAGGACUCCGUGGAGCAGGUGACGCAGGAGGUGAAGGCCGUCAAGCUCGAGAACGGCGCCGCGCCGGGCGCGACCAACGGAACCAAGCCUGAAGACAAUGCCGUCUCUUUUAAGGACGCUUUCAAAGCCUUCUCAAAAUUCGGCGACCCGAAGUCAGACGGCAAGCACAUCACGCUGUCCCAGAGCGACAAAUGGAUGAAACAGGCCAAGGUGAUAGACGGCAAGAAGAUAACCACCACAGACACGGCCAUUCACUUCAAGAAGCUCAAGAGUAUGAAGUUGGCUGAGGCGGAUUACCUGAAGUUCCUGGAUGACUUGGCGAAGAGCAAGAAGAUCGAGUUGGACGAGAUUAAGAAGAAGUUGACGACGUGUGGACAGCCAGGGUUGACUUCUCAUGUCGCAAAAUCCCCCUCAGCCGCGGCAACAGUGGAUCGCCUGACAGACACCAGCAAAUACACGGGCUCGCACAAGAACCGGUUCGACGAGACCGGCAAGGGCAAGGGCAUCGCCGGCCGCAAGGACAUGGUGGACGGUUCCGGAUACGUCAGUGGUUACCAGCACAAGGACUCGUAUGACAAGUCGCAUUAGCUUUAAACACUAGCUGCAGGGUCGUAAGUCAGAUUCCACCAGAGCAGCAGCGCCACUGUCAUAAAAAAACUGAAAUGUUUAAUUGUUCUAUUCUAAUUCUGCUUGGUCCUGUAAGCAAAAAUGAACAUUUAACUAUUACGAACACCUAGAGUAGAAAAUACUUUGCUCACCGCAGGGUAAUAAUAAUUCGCAUUCGUCUUUUUUUGAGAGUAGCGCGAACUUUUGGAAGCAGAAGAACACAUACUGUAAGGUGCCGUAUCGGUUUCCUUCUACGGUUGUGAUCGUACCUACUACGAGAAAAAAAUAAAUGUGGUGGGGUGGAGAGGCCAGAUCUUACACUUGGGAUGAAUGUCAAACCGCCCUGAUGCAUUCUGGGGCUCGAAAUCUCCCUGCGACUUAAAUCAGGCCCUGCAACUAAAAUAUUAUUAUUUAAAUUUUAAUCCCCACAUAACACGUUGUACAUUUCCGCUGUAAGUUUUACUAUUAACGCAUUCAUCGAUGGCGCUUUCUGUGUAGUAGACGUGUAGCGACGACAUUCCUUUCCAAUCUGUCUAGAUUUAUAAAUAUUUAAAAAGAAUACAAUUCUUAAGACAC